AUGAGUGAUGUGUGGCUACUAUUCAGUGAUUCUGUUAUGUUUGGUGUGAAUAAUGAGAAGACGUCGCCGGCUUUCGAUAUACACUACAUAUAUCUAACUCUAAGUCUGGAACUGAACUCUUUUAUCAAGCAUUUCGAGCCAUUAUAUUACGACAACCAUAAGCUCCGGAACCAACACUCGAGAGUUAAACGCAAUCUGAAUAGCAAUACAAACGGCUCAUCCCAUUCCCGACACCACACGCCGGCCCCCAAUGGCAGACAUAAUCCUCACAACGAGAUUAGACUCAACUUCUCGGCACACAAUCGUCUCUUUCGUCUUGUGAUGAGAACUGAUAACUCAUUGUUCACUUCGGAUGUCGUGUUUGAGUCCACGAAUGGGGCCUUCAAUUACGACAUCAAUAAUGCCAUUAAAGGCUAUUUAGAAGAUGACGAGCGCUCAUACGUAGAGGGAGUGAUCACAUCGGACGGGCUGAUCGACGGCCACAUCCAGACGCCAAAUGAGGAGUAUUUCAUUGAACCCGCGAAUCGCUACUUUGAUUCACAAGACUUUCACUCAAUUAUAUACCUCUUAUCGGCGGUAAUGUUUCCGACGAUCAACGAAAACGUUUGCCAUUACUUGCGGAGCCAUAACGUCAGCGACGAUAAUAGUGGCGAGAGUUCAUCAUUGGAUGGCAGGCACACCAUGUGCUGCACUAAUUGUUCCCAUUCUCACCACAGUCCUGAUCAAAGGGUUGGCGAUCACCAUGAUUAUAUUUCAUCGACCGGUGCCCCACUCAGGCCUCUCAAUGCUGCUGAUGGCCACGACAACGACAGCCAUCCAUACCAUGACUACAGCGAUGACUAUAGUUAUGGACACAUCAUGAGGAACAGUAGUCGUGGCAGCAGUGCUGAUGAACAGCCUAUCGAUUAUUUGUUCAGUCAAUUAGUCAGUAAUUCAUUGAAUAAGAAAAAUAAGAGCAAAACAAAUAAGAGAUUCCAUGCGAUGGAUGACAGCAUCAGAGAUGACACGAGCAGCGGAGGAAUGGGAGGAAUGGGAGGAAUGGGAGGAAUGGGUGGCAAAAGGCGAACAAAACGAGACGACAAUAAAACGAGUGGACAGCCGGCUGACGACAGCUAUUAUCAUAAAAAACGUAAUAACGAGGGAAAGACAUAUUACUGGAGAGACGCCGAUUCGUUGCACUACACAGAGUCGGAACCAUAUGGCGUGAGGGCUGUCCAUAGGACUCACUGGACGGAUGACAGGCACGACAGGCAUGUGGUGAUCGAUCCCAAGAAGACCACAUGCAUGCUAUACCUUCAGGCCGACCAUCUUUUCUACGAGAAAAUGGGUUCAGACGAGGCCUGCAUUGAGGCCAUGACCCGACACGUCCAGAAAGUCAACAGCAUUUACAGGAACACCGCCAUUAUUUGCUUCAACUCGAGAGCCAAACUUCUCGCCCAAAGACUAGUCGCCAAAAGUUCAUUGCAAUCGAUUCGUUGA
Oppiella nova is the source of this 1479-nucleotide messenger RNA. Lineage: Eukaryota; Metazoa; Arthropoda; Arachnida; Sarcoptiformes; Oppiidae. The record is from the annotation of a GenBank genome assembly.